AUGUGCCCUCCUCUCCCCGACCCGGACGAGGUUUACCGCCUUCUUCAAGCGAUCGACGCCAUGGAGACUCCCACUGACGCACCGGACAUCUCCGCCGUCGACAUCAGGCUCCCGCCGUUUUGGACAGCGGACCCGCAGCUAUGGUUCCUGCAGGUGGAGUCCCAAUUCACCGCUCGUCGCCUUGCCGCUGAGCUAACAAAGUACCACCACGUGGUCGCUAGCCUCCCACCGGCGAUAGCGAGCGAAAUACGCGAUCUGCUGGUCGCUCCACCUGCAGAUAACGCGUACACAACGCUCAAACAGCUGCUCAUCAGCUGCCUCACGCCGUCGGAGCCUCAGCGACUGCAGCAGCUACUGCACGACACCGAGCUCGGGGACCGGACGCCCAGCCAAUUGUUGCGCCACAUGAGGCAGCUGUUGCAUACGGCCGGCGCAACCACCACCGAGGCCGACAGCAGACUGCUUCGCGAGCUGUUCCUACAACGACUUCCGGUCAACGUGCGCAUGGUCCUCGCCUCGGCUGCCGAAAACGCCUGUCCUCAAAUCGCCGCGCUCGCGGACUCGGUGCUGGCGGUCGCUCCGCCGUCCGUCGCGGCGCUACAGCCAGACAUUGUCGGCCGCGCGCCUACGACCGCACUGCAUGACAUCCGGGAGCAGAUAUCCCGCCUCGCCGAUACCGUCGCAGCGAUGCAGGCCCGCAGCACUCCCGAGGAGUGCCAGCGCCCAGCAGCGCAACAGAGAACCUGCUGGUAUCACAGAAAGCACGGCAACGCUGCUCGCAAAUGCAUUCCUCCUUGCGACUAUGCGGGAAACGGGAGCGGUCGGCACUGA
Messenger RNA from Rhipicephalus sanguineus (brown dog tick), 831 nucleotides. RefSeq lists its product as uncharacterized. The record is from RefSeq and is a predicted model, not a curated record. Bases 1 to 831 code for a protein of 276 amino acids. The transcript has a single exon. NCBI's taxonomy places the organism in Eukaryota, Metazoa, Arthropoda, Arachnida, Ixodida, Ixodidae.